AUGGAUUUAAGCGGGCUCAUAUUAGCUAAUAGAGGACCUAGUGAUAAUAAUGAUGGUGCUUCUGCAUUACGAGUGGGUCUAAUUCCUCAACAAUGUGGAUUAUUUUAUUUUGAAACUAUUAUAGUAGACGCAGGAAAUAAUGGGUGA
Messenger RNA from Cetraspora pellucida, 147 nucleotides. The record is from the annotation of a GenBank genome assembly. NCBI's taxonomy places the organism in Eukaryota, Fungi, Glomeromycota, Glomeromycetes, Diversisporales, Gigasporaceae.